AUGGAAAAUAUCAACACAUCAUCACCAUCGCCCAUGAAAAAAGGCACUAAAAGGCCAGCCUCUCUUUCUCCGCCAGAUGUAAAAAUCGAUAUGGUUCAAAGUUUCUUUGACAAAUUUCCUCAUACGUUUGAAGACUUAGACGCAAAGAAUUUCGACGUUAAAAAUUUCUUAAAAGAAAUACGUCGGGCCUCUAAAGAACUUUUUGAAGUAAAUUUUAAUAAAAAAACUUGUUCAGAUUUCAAAAAGCAAUUAUUUUUUGACGAUUUAAGGCACGACGUUGAAAUGAAUUUAGAGCCAGGCGAGGAAAUUAUAGAUUUUUGCUGCUGUCAUGAACAUUACGAAUCUUCAAACGCCUCGUCAAACACAGCGGACGCUUAUUCGAGUUCUAUAACAGCCAUAGGUUAA
Messenger RNA from Culicoides brevitarsis, 405 nucleotides. RefSeq lists its product as uncharacterized. The record is from RefSeq and is a predicted model, not a curated record. Bases 1 to 405 code for a protein of 134 amino acids. NCBI's taxonomy places the organism in Eukaryota, Metazoa, Arthropoda, Insecta, Diptera, Ceratopogonidae. The transcript has 8 exons.